GUACUAAUGAAUUGAUGAAGCAUGUUUGUUUAGUGGCGUUGAUGGUGUUCUGUGUUGGUUCCUGCUUCUGUUGUUCUUGGAUGCUUUUGGGAUUGGCAAAGGCAUGGCGUUCGCCUUUUCACAAACACUUGGAACGAAUUUCUGUAAAGAACUAAUACAUCCACCACUGACCAAGUUAAUUCGCUCCCUCCCUCUUUUUUGCUCUCUCUUUCCUAUUCUUCUGCAACCCACCUCCUUGACGGUUAAUGGAACUAGCCCUCCUCCUCCUCCUCCUUCCUUAACAAGGGUUGUGAAGCGUCUCUAGCUCUGGGUUGGUCAUGGGUCCUGCUGGAAAGAUUUCUUCCUUCCAUCGUGAGGGAAACAAUUGGUUCUGUAAUGCUGGUCUGCGUAGUGAUAUUACUAUUGAAGUAGAGGGUGUUUUCUUCCAUCUUCACAAGUUUCCUCUAAUGUCAAGAUGUGGGAAGAUAGCAAAUAUGAUAGAAGAAUCCCAGAAUAACGAGGGAGGUACUUUGAAUGCUGCGUUGAGUGAAUUUCCUGGUGGGCCCGACAUAUUCCUGGUUGCAGCUAAAUUCUGCUAUGGGGUGCGAGUGGAAUUGACAUCAAAGAACAUAGUAAUGGUGUAUUGUAUGGCAGACUAUCUUGAAAUGACAGAGGAAUAUGGAGAAGAGAACUUAUUGGCCAAGUCAGAAGGUUUCUUCCAUAAGAAUACACUCCAUAACUGGAAAGAUUGUAUUUUAGCUCUUCAGAGUUCUGAUCCUGUCAUUCCAAGGGCAGAGAAGCUCCAAAUUCUGAGCAAAUGUCUGAGUUCUCUAUCUAUGAUGGCCUGUACAGAUCCAAGUCUUUUUGGAUGGCCCAUGAUGAUGUAUGGUAGCUUACAGAGCCCUGGUGGAAGCAUCCUAUGGAAUGGAAUAAACACUGGAGCAAGAAUCCGGAGCUCAGAGUCUGACUGGUGGUUUGAAGAUGUUUCUUACCUCAGUGUGCCUUUGUUUGAGAGACUUAUUCAAACAAUGAUUGCAAGAGGUAUGAGACCUGAAAAUUUAGCAGGUGCAAUAAUGUACUAUGCAAGAAAGUAUCUUCCAGGUCUUGGCCGGUGGCAUAGUAAACAAAGUGGCAAAACAAGAACUGUUGCAAGUUUCAGUUUGACACCUGUGGCUGUUGAUCAGAGAGUUCUACUGGAAAGCAUUGAAAGGCUGCUCCCUGAGAAGAAAGGAAAAUCAUUUUGUCGCUUCUUGUUGGGACUUCUACGUGUGGCGAUGAUUCUUGAUGUUAAUGAACCAUGCAAUGACUCUUUGGAGAGGAGAGUAGGGAUGCAGCUGGAUCUGGCUACUCUAGAUGGUCUUCUCAUUCCUAGUUAUUCAGAUUCUGAUACUCUCUACAACACUGAUUGUGUAGAGCGGAUUAUUCGACAUUUUAUGUCAGAACCAAGUAUAACAUCAUUUUCUCCAUCAUCAUUUGUCCAAGAAACAUCGCCUUCAUCUGAACCAUUAAAGAAAGUCGCAAAGUUGAUUGAUAGCUAUAUUGCAGAGGUCGCUGCUGAUGUGAAUUUGAAACCUGAAAAGCUACGAUCUCUGUUGGAGGCCCUUCCAGAUUCUUCAAGGUCCUUACAUGAUGGGCUGUAUAGAGCACUGGAUAUCUAUUUCAAGGAACAUCCAUGGCUUUCGGAGAAUGAGAAGGAGCAACUCUGCAAUGUAAUUGAUUACCAGAAGCUCUCAAUUGAUGCCUGUGCCCAUGCAUCCCAAAAUCAGCGGCUGCCACUCCGAGUUAUUCUUCAAGUCUUGUUCUUUGAGCAGUUGCAGCUGAGAACAGCCCUUGCUGGCUAUCUUCAUGUCUUAGAUAAUGAAGGUGUCCCUACAGGUGUUGCUAAUGCCACUAGUGACAUGGCAGGCCAAAUACUGCAGAGAGAUGGAUGGGUCACAGUUGUUCGUGAGAAUCAGGUAUUGAGGGUAGACAUAGAGAGGAUGAGGACCAGGGUCGGGGAGCUUGAACAGGAAUUUGUUAGAAUAAAGCAAGAGAUGCAAAGAGUAGCUAAAUCUCACAGCUCUCUCAUUUCUCCUCGCCUAUUGGCAAGGAGAUUUGGGUGCAAGCUUCUACCACGAUCACAGGAUGCACCAACAGAUACCCUUGAAAGUGUUGUUCGGAGCCCAAGAGUAUCAAUUGACCAGGCACAUUCUUCUCGCCCUUCCAGACAUCGUAGAAGCUUCUCUUUGUUCUGAGUGCAGUACAAAGAA
Molecule: messenger RNA, 2228 nt
Organism: Telopea speciosissima
Lineage: Eukaryota; Viridiplantae; Streptophyta; Magnoliopsida; Proteales; Proteaceae
Product: BTB/POZ domain-containing protein At3g44820-like
Exons: 4
Coding region: 318-2213 (631 amino acids)
Molecular function (GO): protein binding
Source: RefSeq, a predicted model, not a curated record